Messenger RNA from Malania oleifera, 1500 nucleotides. RefSeq names its product protein FATTY ACID EXPORT 3, chloroplastic. Lineage: Eukaryota; Viridiplantae; Streptophyta; Magnoliopsida; Santalales; Ximeniaceae. The transcript has 7 exons. The record is from RefSeq and is a predicted model, not a curated record. The coding region runs from base 200 to 1207 and encodes 335 amino acids. Gene Ontology annotation, cellular component: membrane.
GAGCUACCACACUGCCAAAUGUGCAAAGGUGUGGGCACAGUACACGUAGGGCGCAGGUUAGAAUCAGCAGGCCCCGUUCUUGGACACUGCUUUCCCUGUCCGUGAUUUCCCUCCCUAAAACCCUUGAGCUUUGUCCCCUCCUUCCCCUCGUGGAGUUCGCCUCUCUCUCUCUCUCUCUCUCUCUCUUACAGAGGAAGCCAUGAGUGUUGCGGUGGAAACAUUUUCGCUGGCAAUCCCUAAUCCUAACCCUGUCUCAAGCUCGCCACUGAAGAAAGCUUCCAUGAAUCUGCGCCCUUCUGCAUUCUCAUCAUCUCUGCGGUUCGAAUCCCUUUCCAGAAAUCACACAUGCAGAGUCUCUAUCGCAGCUCGCUCCUUACCUCCUGGAGGGCUCGGCCUUCGCUUCCUUCCACUCGAUCGUUGUUAUUCGCCGAACCGAUCCUUCGCUUCAUUUGCAGCUUCUCAUGAAGAUUCGAAGCCUUCAGAAAUUGAAGUGGAGAGGAAGAGUGAUCUAGAUUUGGAAGCUAAAGAAUCGGAAGAAGAAUGGAAACAAGUGCUAGCAUCCUUCAAAGAACAAGCCUUAAAGAUUCAGAGUGUGUCACAAGAAGCAUAUGAGUUGUAUUCUAAGAAAGCAAUGGUCGUCUUGAAAGAAACUGCAGUGCAGUUGAAAAUUCAAGCAGAUAAGGCAGGGCAUGAUUUGAGUGUGAUUGCAAAAGAAACCACUGUGGAAGGUAAAGAAUAUCUCAGUGCAGCAGCGGAGAAUUCCCCCGACACACUGAAGGAUGUGAUCGAAACAUUUGCUUCUUCAACUGAUGAUGUGAAUGAAAUUUCGAAAGUCUAUGACUUUUACCUUGGGAUACCAUAUGGUCUGCUUCUCUUUCUUGGUGGCUUUCUUUCCUUCAUGGUAACGGGAAGCAUUUCUGCCAUUAGGUUUGGCGUUAUCCUAGGCGGUACUCUCUUGGCAUUAAGCGUAUCAAGUUUAAGAUCAUGGAGAAGAGGAGAAUCAUUUGCUCUUGCAAUAAAAGGGCAAGCAGCAAUAGCUGGUAUACUAUUCCUGAGGGAGAUACGAUUGCUGUCUCAGAAACCAUCAUUUUCCAGUUAUUUGGCGACCUUAAUCAGCGGUGUGAUGCUAUUAUUCUACAUAUACAGGAUCGGAUUAAAAAGUGCACGACCAAAAGGGUCAGACCUGAAGCAUGGGACAGAAGAUUAAUUUAAUGCACCCAUGCAAGGUAGAAGAUCCAGUGGACCUUUGGCCUGGGAGACUGAAAAGCUGGUAUUCGGCAAGUGCAAAUUACUCAAAUGUUGUGGGGAGAAGAGGCAUACAGAAUCUGGUACCUACAAUUUGUACUAACGGCUUCUUUUUAUUAUUGUUGUUACGACUGCCCCGCUGGAGGAAAUUACAGAAGUAAUGUCGAAAUUGCACUCCCCUUGCGUGGGAGCUUAUAGUAGUGUUUUUGUAUCGAAGUUUUUGUUGUUGAAAAAGGGGCUUCACUAUUGACUUUC